UAAAAAAAAUAUAAUAUGUGAGAAGCAAGCUGUUACAUUUAAAAAACAAUUUAUUUCAGCUUAUACGUGUUAUUCGCAGGAAUGUAGUGUUUCGUAGCUUUUUCCAUUUGACUGACUGAAAGUUAGUCCUAUAACGCAAAGACAUGGAGAUUUCUUCCACGCAGAUAAGUCUCUCUUUUGAGAAGGUUGAGAGGAGUUAUCAAACUCCACCAGGAUGGCGUUUGGCAACUUUUCAAGAAACAAAAGCUAAUCUCCAGAGUAUUAAGCAGCAGGGCCUUUUUGAGUAUUGGGAUAGAGCUCGUCUUCUUGACGGUUGGAUAGGUGGUGCUUAUUUUGAACCUGCAAUAGGAAAUGAAUUUAAAGGUUGUAUGGGCUACAUGCUUAUCACUCCAGUUCACGCACAGGCGAACUCUUCCUCUGGUGAUUCAGUAAAGUACCUCUAUGAGGAUAUUAUUCUCAGCUUUGAAUCGAAACUUGUGGCCUUGCAAUUGUCUGCAGAAGAUUGGAACUACGAGUUACUGUACUGGGUCCUCAACUCUUUUGCUAGCACAGAAACCAUGGACUUAGCAGAUGUCAGAGACGGCAGGAUACCAAUUCGAAAUGCCUCAGCUGUUGAUGAAAUGAAAAACUUGAACUGGAUGCUAAAUGAUGUCGCCAGAAACCUUUGGGACGCCCCUUUCAGUGAGGAGGAAGGCUCUAAAAAGCUUGAUGCACGUUCAGUUGGAGAUACGUUUGGUAAGAUGGGGGAAUCCUGUUGGGACAAAUUCAGUGAUGACCGUAAGAAGCUCUUGGGUCGUGCCUUUCUAGGGUCUAUAAAAACAGCAUCUUACGUAAUUGCAUCAUUCGUUGAAUAUGAUGUCAUUUGGACUGUAAGCUUCGGGUGGCAGUACAUCACUUUCCAUACAAUUAUGAACUAUGGAUAUUAUGCUCUUGGUGGAGUGAUGAAUAAAUGGUUAAAUGACAAGAGUCCGCAAGUGACCAGAGGCGAACGUAAUUUCGUUCUCUCUGUUUCUUUUAUCUAUUACUAUUACUAUUUCCACUAUUACCGUCGGGAUAAAUAUGUUUCCAGAAGGGAGAAUUAUAAUAUACUUGACAGUGUUUUCGACGUGGCUGAGAGAUUUGGCGAUGUUAUUGUGAUGAAGAAAGUGUUAGACUGCGGUGCUCGCUUGCAGAUCACAAACACAAGGAUGGUUCUGCAUACUGCUCUCAAGGCUGAUGUCAGCGAGGAUAAAAUGUUAGAUAUGGUGAGAAUUUGUCUCGAUAAGUUUGAAUUGGAAGCAGAAAAACAGUUGGUCAAUGCAGCAGAUGGCGAAGGAAUGACAGCUCUCCACUUGGCAUCUUUGCAAGGGAAAGCACGUGUCUGUGAAUUGCUUCUUCAGCACGGUGCCGAACCCCAUGUUCAAGACAGAACAGGGCGACUGCCUUUGCACCAUGCAAUUGAGAAGAAGAACAAGCAGGUAAUUGAUUUGCUGAUUGGGAAAGGCGUCUGUGACUAUUUUAAUAGAAAGGGAAUCGGAAUGUUUAGUUUAAAAAACAGUGAUGGGCAAAGCCCUUUGGAUGUAGCGGUUGCCCAAAAUGAUAUCAAACUAAUCACGAAGCUAUUGCCAAUUGCGGAGGAAACAACUGAGCCGUACAUUGAUAAACUGGAUGGUGUCAAGCUUCUUCAUGAAUUUGCAUUUCAAGGUAGCGAAGAUAUUGUGAGGAAACUGUUGGAAAGGGGAGUAAAUCCACUAGAUGUCGACGAGGAGGGGAAAACAGCUUUGCAUUACGCUGCCAUGUGUAGAGAUUUUUACCCAGCAGUAACAACAAUUGAUGUAAUACUUGAUAAUUGUAAUGAUGCCAAAACCCUUAAAGCAAUGGUUGAUUGGGAGGGUAAGACAGCUUUCCAUUUUUCUGCUUUGAAUGGGAAUAUAACGUCUGGAAUUUCGCCAUUCGAAGACUUGGUAGAUGAAAAAGAUAUAUAUGAUCGAAGGCCUCUUUAUUAUCUACUUGAAUCAAAGUUCGAUUUUGUUAAAGACCUUCAUGAGUACACAAAAGAGAUGGACAAAGCAGGCAUCUGUUUUGGCGAUUUGAUAGGUUCCACUGGGCAAACACCUUUGCACGUGGCUGCUUUGGAGGGCAAAAUAUAUCAAGUAGAUGCUCUCCUUUCUAUGUCAAGACAUCCAAAAACAUAUGUGAGGAGAGCUGACUAUCUGGGGCAAACGGCACUUCACAAAGCUGCAGGACGAGGACACUUGGACACCAUGAAAGUUCUCCUUCACUGGGGAGCCCAGCCGCUUCUUGAACGGGACUGCGAUGGGAGAACGGCUAUGCAUUACGUGGUCCAAGCCAAAUCUGGAAGUGAUAGAAUAGAACUGGCUAAGCUACUCUUAAAGAAAUGUGAAUCCGAUGAUAGAAAAUUGCUCUUCUUGUGGGCUUCGGCUGCAGGAUUAGGCACUGCUGAUCAAAUUCUGAAUAAUUGUGAUCCCCUAAAAGAGUUUCUUUUAGAUCAAAAGAAACAACUCAGUCAAAGCAGAGAUUCCAAUUCGCACAGAAACAGUUUGUUGAAAAUAGCAGCAUGUAUUGGCGAUACCGAUAUGACAAAAGAGCUACUUGCUAGAGGUGGUCAAAUCGCAGACAUUGAAGAUCGAAGAUGGAUGAAAGAGUUGGGGCCAGAAGGGAACGCCAAUGUGCAGAAAGUCCUUAAAGAAAUUCGAAGUAUUGCAGAGCAAGGAAAUGAUCGACCAACAGUAGAAGACAAUCUUGGAAGAGAUGAUUUUGCAAACAGUCUUGCCGCAUUAUUGUUGAACCCGUAUUUUGAACCACCCAUUGCGAUUGGUAUAUCUGGUAGCUGGGGCAAGGGAAAAUCCAGUUUGAUGAUGCAGACGGAGAUUAAUUUACUCAAGGCAGCAGCUCAAUCAUCGCUAUUGCCUACUUCAAAAUUGCCUGUCCGUUCAAGUUUUCCAGGAGCUCAAAUCCUGGAAUUAUCACGAAAUGGCAAAAAGAAAUACAAAGAGGUUAAGAGAUGGGUUGAUUUCAUGAAAAAUGGCUCAAAAUUUAAUACAAACUUUUUUUCAACUAUGAUAAAGCACUUACAAAAGUGGAUAAGAAGUAUCAGAGGAGUCCUUCAAAGACACAGGACAGAGAACAGAACUGAAGAAUCGCAAGGACUCGGCGCAGAAAACAAAAGUGAAGAAUCACAAGUUACGGACUCACUUUCCCAGUUUUUGCACAACUAUGAGCGUAAAUACCACAGCAUUUUGAAAUCUCUUGCUGCCAUAGACGGAAGUGACAUGUUCAGUUCAGAAGGUCAACAACCAUAUACAAGAAUUGAAUCUCCAUCAGAGAGAAGUGUGCCUGCUGUUAUAACUGUCCAGUAUAAUGCAUGGAUGUAUCGGAACGAAUCAGAAGCAUUGGCAGGUUUGGCGGUUGAAAUCACCAAGGAAAUGGAAGGAAUAAUGACAGAACCCCAAUGGUUGAGCACGUGCCUGAGAAACACUUGGAGAAAGCAGAAGCGAAGUAUAUGGACUGAACUUCUCUUCCCGUGCCUCCUAGCGAUAUUUUUGGCUGGCAUGUUUACUUUCGUUUGUAUGGAUAGUACUGGAUAGAUACGAUGCCAAGGAAUUUGCAGAGCUCAAAUAUGCAUCUGUACCUGCAACCAUAGUCAUUAUGGCCUGGACGUUGGUGAAGUCGGUGACGAGGAUUGCAAAGCCAGUAAGUACUCAGCUGAUGAAUUACAUAGAAUUUCCUGACCAUUCCGAAAACUUGGGAUAUCAGGAAAGAGUAAUUUCUGACAUCAAGUUUUUGAAGGAAGAGAUUGGCAGAAAACCUUAUUUUCUCUGCACUGUUAGUAGAUGUAUUUGGUGGUUCAUUAAGAAAUGUUGCAUGAUAUUGCUCUUAUAUCCCAAAUUCUUUGGAGAUACAAUGGCGAGCACAAAAGCUGAGUUGGCAUCUAUAUCCUAUGCCAGUGUUAAUCCUAGAAUUGUUGUGUUUGUAGAUGAUCUUGACCGGUGUCAAGAAUCUGUUAUAUUGCAGGUUUUAUCGGCCAUUAACCUUGUCUUGGCCGUAUGCAAAAUCAGUGUAAUAGUGGGUAUGGACAAAGCCUUGAUUGAACGGGCAAUCAUAAAAAAGUACGGAGAUAAAUCUUCGAAAAAUAGUCAACAAUUAGCAGAUCAUUAUCUGCAAAAGAUAAUAAAACUGCCACUUGACCUUCCUGAC
This is a messenger RNA of Cryptomeria japonica (Japanese cedar), 4197 nucleotides long. RefSeq lists its product as uncharacterized. Bases 144 to 3587 code for a protein of 1147 amino acids. Gene Ontology annotation, biological process: protein localization to ciliary inversin compartment. Gene Ontology annotation, molecular function: protein binding. Lineage: Eukaryota; Viridiplantae; Streptophyta; Pinopsida; Cupressales; Cupressaceae. The record is from RefSeq and is a predicted model, not a curated record. Gene Ontology annotation, cellular component: ciliary inversin compartment. The transcript is spliced from 8 exons.